This is a messenger RNA of Schistosoma bovis, 3879 nucleotides long. NCBI's taxonomy places the organism in Eukaryota, Metazoa, Platyhelminthes, Trematoda, Strigeidida, Schistosomatidae. The record is from the annotation of a GenBank genome assembly.
CGAUGUACUCAAUAAGAUGACAGAUACAAAAUUACAUUUGAAAAUGGCUUUAAUUUAACUGAAAUUAAAUCUAUCAAAGUGCAAAGAAUGUUACAAAUGCAUAAUAAACUAUCGAAACCAUAAAUUUAACUCAGCGAGUAAAAAUGUCGUCAUUCAUCACGUGGAGAUCAAUAUUUCUAUUUGUAAAGCACUUGUGUUUAUAGACUUUCAACGGUCUGUCAGUUGAUCGAGAGACAUUGUUUUGCAAUGAAAAGGUCAAAAACGGACAAACAACAUCAAUAUGAAUAACAAACGUUUUAUAAUACCGGUAGUGUUAUGUGGGCGAUUCAGUUUCUGCGCGACAUUGAAUGUGCAUGCUCGUUUCGACUACCAGAUUGUCUUAAUCUGAAACUUGUGUCAUUUCUGGUCGUUGUUGAUUGCUUUACCUAAUAAAUGUAGACUCAUUGUGUGCUCACUGGAUCGUUGGCCUACAUUUUUUCCUGCCCUCUUAACGCUACUCUGCAUGCUCUCCUAGUACAGAAAGUAGCUUCUGACUUGACACAAAAAGCUAAAAUGCUUUAGAAUCUAUUAGUCUGUUGGCUUACAAUUUUCUAACCUUUAUGUGCACAACGAACUCUAGCGGUAAUGUACAAUAUAGGGUUUCUGCCAUCUGUGUUUGGAUUAAUCCAAUGAAUUCAUUGCGUCCGAACUCUGAUAACAUCCGUUUUGAAUCUGGUUCGUAAGUAUUUUUAUAUGAAGAACGGUUCAAGCGGUAACCUGAGGAGUUAUGUCACCAGUUGGUCUCAGCUGGUUAUUAGUUAGGUUAUUAAUAUGUCUAAGGCGGUUUGACGGCGGAAUGUGUGCAUUAGUCUGUCUAUUUUUCAUUUCUUAGUAUAAUAGCGUCAGUCCCUUUGUAACCGAUCAUAUAUUCGUUUUCUUUGGGAUUUUUUCUCGCGAUGUAGGUUGGUCACAUGACUGCCUAUACUCUAAUUUGUUUAUUCCCAGUUCCUUUAUUUUUAAGACCAUUAUAGGCUUUUGAUCUAUACUUUUGUGUUCAGCAAAACAUCAUUAACCUAAAGUCUAAGGAGACGGACGCUUGCUGAUCAUCAAACUUCGAAACUUAGUAAUCUUAUGUAUUAAUGCAUGACUUAAUUUUACUAUGUAAGAUUUACGUUCCCCAUGUUUAUUCAUGUGCUCCGUAGGUCACCAUAAUUGUCGUGCUUAAUCUUUAAAUACGAAAUAUCUCAACUGUAUUUGCAAUGUUUGCACUACCGAAGUACAUUUUUAGGGUCUCAAGAUUGGAAUGUUUUAUCACCUGUUUUUAGUAGCUUCGGUACAUUUCAAAACGGACUGAGGGAACCUAUCACGAAACAGGUAUGUUUGGAUCCUAUCUUUUUUCGUCACGAUUGUGAACUUCCCAAACUAUUCUUAAUUUUUCUAGUUAAUAUCCUUACAAAUGCCUCACUCUAAGGUACUCAUUACAGAAAAGCAUCAAAAUACGGUUAAUGGACACUGAAAAUAUACAAUGUUUUUUCAACACUACUUAGUUUCAUUACUAUGGUAUAUCGCUUGUCUAACAUUUUUAAAAAAUCGUCUUUAAAUCCACCACUAGAGGUAACGAAAUCCAUUGUGACAUUCCUAAUAGCUUACAAUUUAUAAAAUGUCUUAUUCCAGUUUGGUCGCAAUUCAGCCAAUGGAAGCUACUAAUCUCUUAUCAACUUUGGAACUUCUGUGUGCACCCAAGAAGCUUGAUCGUGAAAAAGGCGAAGAUCAGCUGAAUAACAUAUCACUAACAUCUGACGAAGUUAAGUUGGUGUCAAGUUGGAUAGAAGAAAAGUUGGAAGGGCUGUCUAAUUGGGAAGACGUCUUUGGUGGGAUCACCGCAGCUAUCAUCCUACUUCGCAAUGUCGAUUAUCGAUCUCUGGUAGAUGUUGGUAUUGUCGGUAAAUUAGAAGAUCAAGCAGUUGAAUGUCAUGAUAACCCUGAAUUCCGAGUUCGGAUAGCUGCAGGUCAACUUAUGGGUUCCCUCUGUCGACACGCUGGAUUAUCUUUGUUCAUCCGGUACUUACCCACUGUAAUUCAGGGUGUCGUCACUAAUUUAGAAAGAAAUACUGAAGCCCCUGUGUCUGAAGCUGAGUUAUCUCUACGAGAGCUCAACUUAGCUAAGGAAUGCAGUACUAAUUUGAGCAGCAGUUCUCUAUCUAUUUUCCAUGAUACAGCAGGUUGGAAAAACUUGGAAACAUGGAUGAAGUGUUUACAGGAAAUGGUUUCAAAUCUUCCAUCCAAGGAUUUCAUUAAAGUGGAUAGAACUAUUAUUUUGGAACUUAUUUUUAAAGCUGUUCAGCACGUCAAUCGUUUUGUUCGUGAAACAGGUUAUGAUGUUUUAUCAACAAUGAUUUCUCGUCAUUUAUGUUACACGGAGCCAGAAGCAAAGGAAGCAACUUAUAUCAACGUUGCAACUCAACUCGCUAAGGGUUUAUCAGAUAAUUGGAGUCAAGUCCGCAUGGCCGCUUCCAGAGCAGUACGAACUCUUUUUGAGGUUGAUCCUCCCUCUGGAUAUACGAGAGAUGAUAUUUACCCUAUUCUUUUACCAGCUAUGUGUUUAAACAGAUAUUACGUUGCUGAAGGCGUCAGGAUUUAUAGUCAAGAUACUUGGUGUCGUGUUACUCAAGGAGAAGGUCGAAAGUUACUUGGUCAAUAUUUAGUUCCAGCUGUCGAUUAUUACAUUCAACAAAGUGAUGCCGAUAAUCAUGCGGUUCGUGAGGCUUCUUGUGCGUCUAUGGCUGAGAUUGUAACUAAAUUAGAUCCAAAUUUGCUACUACCGUGUGUCAGUAAAUUGCUCGAUGCCUUAAUUGUAUGCUUUGGAGAUGAAAGUUGGCCAGUAAGAGAUGCGGCCUGUGUUGCACUUGGUUCAUUGAUUUCCACCUUUCCUAAUGAGACACGCGCGGCUGGCUACGAUAAUUUAAUGGCUACACAAUUCUUACGAAACCUUAGUGAUAGUAUUCCAUCAGUCCGUGAUGGUGCAGCUAAAUCGAUUGCUGCGAUUUUAAAAUCAGUUGGUGAUCAAAGUUUAUUCCAACAUUAUAUCAACCAUAUCGUAGAGAAAAUUGAUGGAUUAAGCAAACAGCCUAAAGAAUCUCAUGGUGCAGAAUCUAGUCGUGUAUCUGGGAAGGGACCAGGAGCAUCUCAUGUUACUGUUCACAGUGGAGAUGCUGCUCAUGAUAGUCGUCAUACUGAUCAAGUUAUGUACUCCUGUGGAUCCUUGGCCCCGAAGCUUCAGAAAGGUCGAAAAGGUGGUGGUUGUCAUAAUGGUCUUCAUCAACGUGCCAGUGAACCUUGGGAAGAGGCUGAUGGCGCAAUUCGCUUGAUCGGUCAAAUAUCAGACAAGUUCCCAAACCGAGUCACUGACGAUUUGAUUGAGCAACUAUUGAAGGGUUGUGAACAUCGAAAUUAUACACAUUAUCCUUAUUUUUUAGAAACUGCUUGCGAUGUAAUUGUACAGCUGUGUAAUCAUCUCGAAAAACCUCAAUUUAAAAAAUAUAUGGAUGCGUUUCUGGAAGUAUUGGCAACCGCAGUAGAAAGCAAGUUACCGUUGGCUGUUAAUGCUGCAUCGGAAUGCCUUAAAUCUAUAGGAAAUCGUUUUGGUCCAACCGUGCUACGUGGUCGAAUUGAAAGUCACAUUAAUGCAUUUGUUUCUGAAAACCUAGUUGAUUUAUUACCUCCUGUGUGACACUUACCAUUCUAUCCGGUACAACAACUAAUGAUCAGCGUCACAAACUUUCUUUUAUAUGUGAAUCAACAAAUUUUUGUUAUUAAUCGCUUAUAAUUUUAAAAAUAAAAACCUCAAUGUAAUUUUGAAUACAUUUAUUCAAAAAAUCCAAUCUAUGUGGUAUAUAAUAA